This is a messenger RNA of Zalophus californianus (California sea lion), 3243 nucleotides long. It is a transcript of the gene ARMC2, whose product is annotated as armadillo repeat containing 2. NCBI's taxonomy places the organism in Eukaryota, Metazoa, Chordata, Mammalia, Carnivora, Otariidae. Bases 269 to 2911 code for a protein of 880 amino acids. The transcript is spliced from 18 exons. Gene Ontology annotation, molecular function: protein binding. Gene Ontology annotation, biological process: sperm axoneme assembly; cilium organization. The record is from RefSeq and is a predicted model, not a curated record.
UCCUCUCCCGGCCCCGCCCCGCCUCGCCUCGCCCCGCCUCGCCGCGCCUCGCCCCUCCCUGCUGCUCCUUCGCUGCGGCCGCUGCCUCGGGAAAGCUAAGGGAUGAGCUGAACCUCCGCAGCUGUUACUGUCACCAGCGCUAAUCACAGGGGCUUUGGGUCUGGCCGGAAGCCCCCUUUCCUGCGCCCAGUCCCAGCUCAUUUCCUGUCCCGCUCCGCCCGCCUAGCAGCGACCUGGCUCUGCAGGCAGGCGGCCCAGCCGCCCGGGCAUGUCGGGUCUACCUGAAGAACAUUUUUCGUUAAAAGGAAAGAUGCUAUCUCCAAAUGAUAAAAAGUUAGAAAAGCUGGAUCCAUUUUAUAGACCUUCUAUGUCCAAGCAGAAGACCAGCGCAGAGAUCAUAAGUGAAGCACGAAAUGCUUUAAGAACAGUUGGGACCCAAAGACCAUUUACACCACGGGAAGACCAAAGAAAACUAUUCGGGCCUGCAUCUUCAAGAACACUGGAAAAUAGACCUCCUUCCUCCUUCAGCCUCCAUGCAUCCAGUUUUGAGUCAUCUGAUUCCAGGCCCAUCUCUGGUGCUCGUCUCUGUCCGCUAGAGCUUAAACCGAAAGCUCCGGCAUCUCCCACCACAGAGGAGGAUCCUUCCCUUGCCUUUCCCAAACCCCCAGUGGACCCUGCGAAGAUCAGAAGAAUAAGCAGUGCCCGGGCUCGCUUAUUCAGGGCGGCCUCCCAGGGGGCCCUGCUGCCUGACAGGACCCUGCCUCCCGCUGAGUCAAAGAAGACAGUGGCAUCCAAGGAAACAGUUGUGAUGGGGGACACUAUGGUGAAAAUCAAUGGGAUUUAUUUAACAGAAUCAAAUGCCAUUGGCCACUUAAAGAGUCACCCACUUCAGCUAACUUAUGAUGGAGGCUUCAGUGAAAUCAAGAAGCAAGAAAUGUUCAAAGGGACAACAGCCUUGCCAUCUCAUCUCAGAAGUGGAGGGGACCAGGGGAAGAGGCGUUCAAGAGCUUCAUCAUGUUUCAACAGCUCAGACCUGAGCAGACCUGAAACCAGAGCAGUCUCAAAAGGCGACGUGCAAGAAAAGGAAACAGAAAUAGAAGUAGAUGAAGUCUUUUGGAAUACAAGGAUCGUACCAAUUUUGCAAGAAUUAGAAAAGGAAGAAAACAUUGAAACGAUUUGUGCUUCUUGCACACAACUUCAUCACGCUUUAGAGGAAGGAAACAUGCUUGGAAAUAAAUUUAAGAGAAGAAGUGUUCUCCUGAAGACCCUAUAUAAACUAGUUGAUAUUGGUUCAGACUUGCUCAGCCUUAAACUUGCAAAAAUUAUUCUAGCACUUAAAGUGAGUAGAAAGAAUCUUCUUAAUGUCUGCAAACUUAUAUUUAAAAUUAGCAGGAGUGAGAAGAAUGACUCUCUGAUUGAAAAUGACAGCAUUCUAGAAUCAUUAUUGGAGGUCCUGAGAAGUGAAGAUCUGCAAACUAACACUGACGCUUUUUUAUACUGUAUGGGGGCUAUCAAAUUCAUUUCUGGAAAUCCACGAUUUCUCAAUGAAAUGAUCAGCAAAGAUGCUGUGGAGAUAUUGAUGAAUUUGAUAAAGCAAAUAAAUGAGAACACCAAGAAAUGUGGUACCUGUUUGCCUAACUCAGGCCACUUACUAGUCCAAGUGACUGCUACACUGAGAAACUUGGUUGAUUCACCACUAGCAAGAAGUAAGUUGCUGAGCAUCAGUGCCCUCCCCCUGCUCUGCACAGCAAUGGGACAGUACGAGGCUGACAAGGAUGUGUGCACCAAUAUUGCCAGAAUAUUCAGCAAACUUACUUCUUACCAUGACUGCUGUGUAGCCUUGGCCAACUAUUCCAGAUGUUACGCCUUGUUUUUGAAACUCAUAAACAAAUACCAGAAGAAACAGGAUUUAGUCGUCCGUAUUGUCUUUAUCCUCGGCAACCUGACAGCGAAAAAUAACCAGGCUCGCGAACAGUUUUCCAAAGAGAAAGGGAGCAUCCCGACCCUGCUGUCAUUGUUCCAUACGUUCUACAAACUGGACCUGUGUGCGGAAAAGCGGGCGGCGGGAGCGGAGCAGCCCCAGGCGCCGAGGCCGCGGGCCCAGGCGGAGGACGUGCUCAUCAAGCUGACCCGCGUGCUCGCCAACUUAGCCAUCCACCCUGGCAUCGGCCCGGCGCUGGCCGCUAACCCGCACGCCGUGGGCCUGCUGCUUGCCACGCUGGAACACAAGUCAAUUGAGGAUUGUGAGGAGCUGGUGAUCAAUGCUACGGCCACAAUCAACAACUUAUCUUACUACCAAGUGAAGAAUUCCAUAAUUCAAGACAAAAAGCUAUAUAUUGCUGAAUUGCUCAUAAAGCUUCUUGUGAGUAAUAACAUGGAUGGAAUCCUAGAGGCUGUGCGUGUUUUUGGAAACCUCUCCCAGGACCGUGACAUCUGCGAUUUCAUUGUGCAGAAAAAUGUACAUAAGUUCAUGAUUGCACUGCUGGAUGCCAAGCAUCAGGAUAUUUGCUUUUCUGCCUGUGGCGUUCUCCUAAAUCUCACUGUGGAUAAAGACAAGCGUGUCAUCCUGAAAGAAGGAGGUGGCAUUAAAAAGUUGGUGGAUUGUUUAAGACAUUUUGGUCCUACCGAUUGGCAGCUGGCCUGCUUGGUUUGCAAAACUUUAUGGAACUUCAGUGAAAAUAUCAUCAGUGCUUCAUCAUGUUUUGGAGAUGAAGACACCAACACGCUCUUAGUCCUGCUGCCAUCAUUUUUAGAUGAAGAACUAGCACUGGAUGGCAGUUUUGACCAAGACCUAAGAAACUAUCACAAACUCCAGUGGGAAACAGAAUUCAAACCUGUGGCACAGCAGCUUCUAAACCGAAUUCAGAGUCAUCACACCUUCCUGGAACCCCUGCCUAUUCCUUCUUUCUAACCCAACGCAGCUUAACAACAGAAACAGGAACAGUCUCCUUCAUUCUUGAGCAAACAGAAACAGUCUCCUUCAUUCUUGAGCAGUGGUAACAAACACGAACAUUUGUUUUUCUGUACUGGCAAAUAUUGAAAGUUUUUCAGGUACUGAUUUUAGGGAGUAGUCCAAGGAUUUUAAAAGACAUAAGCAUUUUUUUUCUCAUUAGGUAUUAUGGAAAAAUGAAUAUAAAUGUACUUUCUGCUACGAGAAAUGUAAGAUGAAAAUAUAUCCAUGGUUUUUCUAAGUAAAUGACUUUUUCUUCUAUUCUCUAGUCAAUACUUCAGUUCUAAUCUUAA